UUUGAAUUGACAUUCAAUUAUUCUUUUGACGUCAAAUUGGAUUACAUCUUCAACAAUAAUAGUAAAGUGUUAAAUUUCGUCUCAAACGAAAUGUGUCAUAAUGAUACUUGCAUUCGGUUCUGCUGUUGGCUUGGCUAUCGUCUGGUUGAUGACAAUUGCAGUCCUGAAGAAUUAGAAAUCAUUUUUCCAAAGGUAUACACGAACGAUUCGACGCAGAGCAAAGAGAGAGUGAACGAAUUGUUUGAUCUGGGCUUUUAUGAUUCGGGAUUCCCUUGCCAAGAAAAUUACUAUCUGCUUCCUGAAGGUUUUCAGUACGAUUAUAAGAUUUUUACCAACGGUUCUAUAUAUUUACCUUAUUAUGAAAUAUUUGUUGAAUCGUCAUCAUAUUGUCUCGCCGUCGUCAACGGGAGUGAAUUCCAAGUGAUCUACUGUUCCGAAACUUAUGACAAAAUCAAGGAGAUAACUGAUAAUGAUGAGCUUUUGAAUUCUGACGAUAUGUUGAAAAUGAGUGCCGAUAUAGUAUCUAUAUUACUUUUGGGGUCAGUAUUUCUGGUGUAUUCCAUAUUGCCAGAACUCCGAAAUAAACACGGCUUCAUAUUGCGCAAUUAUAGCGGUGCCCUGACUGUUGCAUACGGAAUUGACUUUGUGUAUAUUUUUAUCAAAUUGGAUUUACAGUAUCCCGUUUGCGUUACAAUAGCCAUUUUAAGAUACUUUUGCUUUAUGGCGAGUUUCUUUUGGUUAAGUAUAAUGAGCUUUGAUAUGUGGUGCACAUUCAGAAAAUUAUGUUCGUUACAAAGAAACGUCAGACAACGAGAAAAAAGAAAGUUGAUAUAUUAUACGAUCUUUGCGUGGGGAUGUCCCUUUAUGCUUGCUAUUUUCUGUGUCAGCAUGGAUAUUCUUUCCGAGUAUGUAAAUGUACCACCGAUUUUGCGACCGGAAUUUUAUUUAUAUUGCUGGUUCAUUGAGACUGGUCCGUAUAUGUUGUAUUAUCAUGGGCUCAGAAGUAUAUGCAUGAUCUUUUGCAUUUUCUGA
Messenger RNA from Nylanderia fulva, 1032 nucleotides. Lineage: Eukaryota; Metazoa; Arthropoda; Insecta; Hymenoptera; Formicidae. The record is from RefSeq and is a predicted model, not a curated record.